Scaptodrosophila lebanonensis is the source of this 1549-nucleotide messenger RNA. RefSeq lists its product as uncharacterized. NCBI's taxonomy places the organism in Eukaryota, Metazoa, Arthropoda, Insecta, Diptera, Drosophilidae. The record is from RefSeq and is a predicted model, not a curated record. The transcript is spliced from 5 exons. The coding region runs from base 98 to 1303 and encodes 401 amino acids.
GCACAUUUUCCGGACAUUUAUAUUUUUCGUUGUUACCCAACAUUUUGAAGUGUAUUAUUUCGGUUUUUAUAUUUUCCCAGUAGAACAUUACGUCGACAUGGCCGUACCUUCAAUGGAAAUACCCAGCAAGCUGCUAGAUGAGGAGGACUUCGAUGCGCACGACGAAACAGAUGAGCAAUUGGUCAGCCUGCUGGAAGCUGGACAUCAGUUGCCAGCUAUCUUGCACGAGGAUAGCAGCAUGGAGAGUCCCUUGGAGCAGGGCAUGUCCGAGCUGCAACGCAUCUUUGAGCAACUGGUGCCCAACAAGCAAACGGGCCGCUCGAGCUUAGCUCGAAGUCCGCAUUACUUCUUUGGCACACUGAUCGAGGAGCCGAGCGCCGAGGACAAGGUGAUUGGUCAUGUUUCUGAGCUAGAGGAGGACCAGCUGCCCCAGCCCGAGCUCGAUGACCAGACACGCUUCAAAGCAGCAAAAUUUUUCAAUCUCAUGCUGACCAAGCUAUGGCGACGAAGGCGCAGCGAAGUAUUCGAUCUGCACGCCCUGGUGCGCAGAUAUCAGGAGCUGGCCUUCAAGACCCAGAACGAGCUCUUCAAGCGCAACCAAUUGAUCUGCAUGGAGCAUCGACGCGGCGAGAACCUGCGCGUGCAGCUCGUCCGAGCAGUCGGCCGGGUCCGGGUCACCUCGAAAACGUGUCGGAUCAUAGAGGAGCAGUUAAUGCAACUGCGCGCCUACGAAAAGGAUCUGCAAGCAAAGCUUCAGGAAAAGACGCAGGAAUGUGACAAUUUUUCAGAGCUCCUGCAAUCUUGUAAGACCGAGUUGUUCAGGGAGUUGGCCAAAUACCGGCAAACAUCUAGCGAACUGGCUCAAGAGCAGCGUAAUGCACAAAACUUGGAGAUAAUCAACACAGAACUGGAAGAUGAGCUGCUCACACUCAAGGAUCGCUUUCAAACGCAGAACGAUAAAAUGACGGUGGAGUUGACGCGCAAACAGGAGCAAUUGGACUCGGCCUAUGAGCUGCUUAAAGACUUUGAGGAAGAAGUUGCUGAAUUGGAGCUGGAACAUACCGAACUGAUGCGGUCCAGAGAAAACGAACGGGCCCUGCAGAAGGAGAUUGCUGCCUUGAAGAAGGAGAUGGGCAUGGUGCGCUACGUCUUCUUUUAUCGUACGGUUCGCCGUCUAUCGGACCUUCCUCGCUACAUUUCGGAGCUGUUCGCCACCAUUCUGAGCUGUCUGUUUCCGCAGCCAAGCAUCAGCUCAGUGCGCUUUUGUAUUGCUCUGCUCAUCCUGAUUGCGGCAAUGAACUGAACAGCAUUUGCCUUAAAAAGCGGACAAGGGGCAUUAGUUGCGUGCCCAUUCUAUUUACAUGGCUAUGACUGUCAUUUUUUUGGGGUUGUAAUUGAAUUAACGUACAUAUAUAUACUUUAUAGUAGGAACAUUAAAUAGUUUUCAUUUGCCGUAUACAAAAAAUACACAAAUCCAUCAAAAUAUCGUGUACUUAUAAAUUUAUAAGUUUGCAAAUUUCAUAAAAAUAAUUGCAAUUUAAAUGAAAAA